Molecule: messenger RNA, 1425 nt
Organism: Carassius carassius (crucian carp)
Lineage: Eukaryota; Metazoa; Chordata; Actinopteri; Cypriniformes; Cyprinidae
Product: coactosin-like protein
Exons: 4
Coding region: 158-586 (142 amino acids)
Biological process (GO): regulation of actin filament polymerization
Cellular component (GO): plasma membrane; cortical actin cytoskeleton; actin filament
Molecular function (GO): actin filament binding
Source: RefSeq, a predicted model, not a curated record
GUCGUGAAAUCAGUUGCCUCUCCAUCCCACUGAGAGAAGAGACCUCUCUGCUACACCAGCAGCCCCUCUGUCGCACUUUGGGAUUUGUCCGCAUUUUCUGUCAUUCUCCCGGCUUUGUUCGGCAUUUAGAUACAGUAUCUCCUUUAGCAUCGUCGAAAUGGCAACGCGAAUUGACAAAGAGGCUUGCAGAGAAGCAUACAAUCUGGUGAGAGACGACACCUCCGAUAUUUGCUGGGCAUCUUUUAAGUAUGAUGGCUCUACCAUUGUACCAGCUGGUCAUGGAUCCGACUACGAAGAAUUCAAGAGUCAGUGUGCAGAUGACAACCGUCUCUUCGGGUUUGUAAGGAUCACUACGGGUGAUGCCAUGAGCAAGCGUGCCAAAUUCACCCUCAUCACAUGGAUUGGCGAAAACGUCAGCGGACUGCAAAGAGCCAAGAUUAGCACUGACAAGACACUGGUAAAAGACAUCGUGCAGAACUUUGCCAAGGAGUUCAUGAUAAGUGAUCCCAGAGAGCUGGAGGAGGAUUAUCUCCGCAGCGAGCUGAAAAAGGCCGGCGGGGCCAACUACGACGCCCAGGCCGAAUAGAACUUGGGGGCGGGUUUCCAUAGGGUUGGAGGAGAAGGAAAAGGAAAACGUCAUCUCAUACACAUGCACAUACACACAGACAAACAUAAAUAUACAUACCUCACCCCUCUUGCCAGUCUGGUCAUGGUUGAUUUAUCUGUCUACUGUACUGUGCAUCAUCUCAAAGUCGUCUCUGCUAGUGCUAUGAGGUUCUCUUUUUCUUCAGGGGCAUUUUUGUAACUGUAGUUUCUAACGAUGCUCCUUUUGGCUCCGAGUUGUCAUCACUGUGAUCAAUGAAUCAAUGGAGUCUAGCAUUGUUUUCUAAGGGGUUUAUUAUAAAUCUUCAUCUCCCUGCUGAAUACAGACCACUUUGUUUACUGUCUCGAUCUCCCAUGGAGAGGAAGACCUCAUGGAAUGUGUGCAUUUGUGUAUGUGUGCGUUUGCAGACACUGCACUGUGACUGGCUAUCUUGCAUGCAGGGGGAGAAGUCUUAAAGGAUCUCGUAGCUCUGAUUGGCUGUUUCGCACUCUCCACCCAAACAAGCAGUCAUUUUUCUAGAGUAGACUUUUUGGUUUAAAUUUAAAAAUCCCAAGAAUGUCUUUUUUUUUUCUUUUUUUUUUUUUUUAAGAAGUAGGUUUAUUUGCUUUAAAAACACAACCUGUGGUUCAUCCUUUAAAAUAAAAAUGCCUCCCAAGCCAAGAAAAGAAAUAAGAUGGUCACAAAAGCAAUCAUGUCACAAUAAAAUUGUUUUUUUCAAGAUGUUUUGUCCUUGUGUGUUAUAUUUUGCUUUGUUUGUAAUUAAUCUUUGAUAUGGAAGCCCAUUUCUGCCAUGGAUUAAAAAUACAUAUAAUUAAAUAAUA